Messenger RNA from Panicum hallii, 627 nucleotides. RefSeq names its product protein ALP1-like. The transcript has 2 exons. The coding region runs from base 1 to 627 and encodes 208 amino acids. Lineage: Eukaryota; Viridiplantae; Streptophyta; Magnoliopsida; Poales; Poaceae. The record is from RefSeq and is a predicted model, not a curated record.
AUGGAGGCUGCAUUUCGUGGUAGGAAGAGUUAUACUACGCAAAAUAUAAUGGCAGCCGUAGACUUUGAUCUACGGUUCACAUUUGUUACAGCUGGUUGGGAGGGAACAGCCCAUGACGCCUCAAUUUUACGAGAUGCUUUAGAACGCCCAAAUGGUCUUCGUGUUCCCGAAGGCAAGUUCUACCUAGUUGAUGCCGGAUAUGGAGCCAAACCGGGUUUUCUGCCUCCUUAUCGUGGUGUGAGGUACCACUUGAAUGAGUGGGGCAGCAACCCCGUACAAAAUGAGAAGGAAUUGUUCAACCUUAGGCACUCAUCUCUCAGGGUUACAGUAGAGCAUGCAUUUGGUUCUUUGAAGAGGCGAUUCAAAAUUCUUGAUGAUGCAAUACCAUUUUUUCCCUUUCCUACCCAAGUAGAAGUUGUUGUUGCUGCUUGCAUUAUUCAUAAUUGGGUCAUAGAAGAUGGCGGUGAUGAUUUGAUUAUAUCUGAAAGUGAUGACCUCCCUAUUAUUACCCAUCAAACAUCAACAUAUGGACAAGCAACGGAAUAUACCUUCAUGGUUAAUUUUAGGCAAGAACUUACCAAUGCCAUGUGGGCAGACCGUCAGCAAUAUUAUUCCAAUACUUCAUGA